This is a messenger RNA of Gadus macrocephalus (Pacific cod), 1644 nucleotides long. RefSeq names its product coiled-coil domain containing 169 (gene ccdc169). Lineage: Eukaryota; Metazoa; Chordata; Actinopteri; Gadiformes; Gadidae. The coding region runs from base 72 to 965 and encodes 297 amino acids. The record is from RefSeq and is a predicted model, not a curated record. The transcript is spliced from 8 exons.
GACCUGGAGUGCACACGCGUCUCCAUGGAAAUGAAGGAGCAACAAACUCCGUUCUGCGGCAUUCUCGAGACAUGAGUGCUGUCGAUGCAGACUUCCACAAGUACGACCUGGCGCGUCUGCAGGCGGAACUCGGACAGGAAAAAGAAAUGAAGGACAUGCUGGAGGAGUCUGUCUCCGACCUGAGGGGCACAAUGCGGGAGCUGCAGGAGAGACUGCAUAGUGUCGAUGGAGAAGGUAACGAGUGGAAAACCAGAUACGAGACCCAGAUAGAGUUGAACGGACAGCUGCAGAGACAGAUCUCAAUGGUGCACGACAAACUGGAGGAUUUACGAGGAAACCCAAUGGAUCGAUUGGCCUCUGUUAGAUCCUACGAAGACAUGCCAUCAGAUGCACUGCAGCAACGCUUGAAGCUUCUGACCAAUGAGAAGGCCGAGCUCCAAAGCCACCUGAUGGACUGUCGUGUUGGCAUCGAAGAAGAAGGGAAGGCGUUUCACAGGACCAACGAUGAGAGACGCGCGUAUCUUUCAGAGAUCGCCAAGCUGUCCUCCACUCUGGAAGCGAACAGGAGGGUUCAGUACCCCAACCAGCCACGGGGGGCGCCAGAGAGCCAGCAGAAGAAGUCCAUAAGAGAGAAGCAGGCCAGCAGGAGGGCAGACACUGAGUCCAAGGGAGGAGGAGGAGGAGGAGGAGGAGGAGGAGGAGGAGGAGGAGGAGGAGGAGGGGGGGGGGGGAGGAGGAGGAGGAGGAGGAGGAGGAGGAGGAGGAGGAGGAGGAGGAGGAGGAGGAGGAGGAGGAGGAGGAGGAGGAGGAGGAGGAGGAGGAGGAGGAGGAGCGCGGAGGGGCCCCGGGAGGAAGGCUGUGGCUGGGAGCAGACUCCCAACACUCAAACAGCAGCUGAAUCAGGGUAUCUAACCUGCGAACAGUGUCGGUUGGUACUCUCUGUACAUUUCCACCCUUUUAAUUAAUGCAUCACACACACCGAGUAAAAGUUGUCAGGAUUUGGGGUCGUCCGCUUAUGGUAACAGAUAAGCUCUAUUUGUACUAGUGUUGGCUUGCCAUAGCUUGUAGGGUGAGCGACACAACCUGGUACUAAUUUGGGCCCCCCCCCCCCCCAAACCACCAUUACGGUUACCAGCAUUUCAUCCUGGUCCCGUAGGUUUUACUAGGAUUUACCUACUCUAUUGACGGGCGAGAUGGAUUCCCUAAGAAGCCAAUCAGAGAAGAGAUUUUCUGGUUGCUCAGAAAUGAGCGGGGUUCUGUCUCUACUCCUGUUGGCCUCAUUCAGAGGAAGGCACAGGGAGAUUUUCUCCCAGAUCAUUUCACUGUCAGAGUUGACCAAGGGCUAUCGCAUUUCUAACAUAUUUCACUCAAAAUCGAGUUCUCCAAUCUUCCCGGCAGCCCGUUUAAUACUGUUGUCGGUUCAGCCAAGGUCAUUGUGGUCAAUUUGUAGAACUUUUUCAUUUCUUGAAAUUCACUGCACCAUUUGUAUUUUUCGUAUUUUGUAGCUUGGCUACAGUAUGACGUCAUUUUGUAAAUUGAAAAAAACGGUUAUGAUGGUUCUUAUGGCUAAACGUAACGUGAUAAGGCUUACAUGUUUGAUGAAGAUUGGAUUACACAUGAAUAAAAUAUUCUGAUAUUCCAUAA